This is a messenger RNA of Phlebotomus papatasi, 5810 nucleotides long. Its product is annotated as ral GTPase-activating protein subunit beta. Gene Ontology annotation, biological process: regulation of small GTPase mediated signal transduction; activation of GTPase activity. The record is from RefSeq and is a predicted model, not a curated record. Lineage: Eukaryota; Metazoa; Arthropoda; Insecta; Diptera; Psychodidae. The transcript is spliced from 16 exons. Bases 113 to 4960 code for a protein of 1615 amino acids. Gene Ontology annotation, molecular function: GTPase activator activity.
AAUGUCGUCAUCAACAAAUGUUUGAGGUGUCUGUUUUCAUUUGUGCUGUCGUGAAAAAACAUGUUUUCGUGGAUUUAGGAGGUCAGGAAGUUGAUAAAAGUACUUGCAAAGGAUGCCUGAGUCGAAGAUGUAUACGGAAUGGGCAUCACUGUCUCCGGUGAUUGCUUCUAACAGCUGCAGUGCUCAGAAUUGUGUCCUCAACAAAUUCCAAGGAAGUGCCGGGAAGGAAGUUGCUGUGGCUAUUGUGAAGCAGCUGGCCAGCAAUCUGGGCAUCUCUCAGCCAGCUGAGCCAAGCAACUUGAUCACAGAUCAGGAGGUGCUCUGGUGCAUGGAUGUCCUGUGCUAUGGGCUUUCUUUGCCUCUGACUGAGCACGAGACCAUCAAGGAUUGUGUCAAUGUGUAUUGCGAAUGGAUGACUGCCCUCAGUCCAGUGCCACGUAUCAGUGUUCCCAAGCCAAUUGUGGACGAUCCAAAUACCUACGCUCGCAAGAUCAUCAAUCACUUCCACAAUCUCUUUGUCCCACGUCCGGGAGAAGACUGGGCAUUUCUCUAUCAGGAGCACUUAGGAGCUGACACCAUCAAUCGUCAGGCAGUUCUCUGCCAUCGCGUUCUCAGAACUCUCCAGAAUGCCGCAGUGUCUCAGAUUCUCACUCGAGAGACCUGGGAAUCCCUCUUGCUCUUCCUUCUGGCCAUCAAUGAGGUCCUCUUGGCUCCGCCUACGGUCAAAGAUGACGUAGGUGAUCAGUUGUGUGAACGUGUUCUCAGUGUUCUCUUUGAGGUCUGGCUCUUGGCCUGUGUUCGGUGCUACCCAUCUCCAUCGCUGUGGAAGACUCUGCAAGAGUCCUGCCAGAUGUGGAGGCACCGGAUUGCCCUCGUGGAACAGUGGAAUCGUGUCAAUCUCGCACUCACGGCCAGACUCAUCGAUUUCACUUACGGAUCGGCAUUUCCGGAAUUCAAAAUACUUGAUGAGGAUGCUCAACUGAUCCCAGCUGGAAUGUCAAAUGAUUGCAUCGCUCAGACAUGGUAUCGCUUUCUGAGAGUCAUUGGAAAUCCUACUUCUCUCUGUCAGCCACAGACAAUCAGUAACACUCCCAGAUUUAUGCAACAUGUUCUCACCAUGACAGAGUCCAUCGAGCCGUGUCAACAUCCCUGUCUCCUGAUCCUACCGCAGAUUUUCCUGAAGGCCAUUAAGGGCAUUUCUAGCCUUGUGGAUGCUUUUUUGGGGAUAUUGCAAAAUGCCACAGGCGAGGAUUCGACUGCGGGAACUUCCGACACAGUCACCAAUGCACCAACUUCUUCUGGCGCCUCAUCGCGUCUCUCAGGUGGUGAUUUGAGAUUGUCCUCAGUGGUUGCGGGACGUGUAGAUGUAGCUGCUGGUGGGGUAUCUUCUACAGUUACCUCAGCCUCUUCUUCUGUGGUGUUUCCGGCACCCGCUGAAGUGCCACAUUCACCGACGCCGCCUUUGCAGAGGCGUCUGGCCAAAUCUUUCAGUGUGGCGCCAUCUAGUGGCCUGCCAAAGGGUAUAACAAAGGGAUCUCUGAUUGGAUUGACCAGCAGCAGAAUUUCCAGCAGUCAACCGGCCGCUAGUCCGAUUUCCACUCAACCACCUACGUCAAUUUUCACCUCAAUGUUGUCACUGACCCAUGAAAAUCGCGCCGUGAUGGCAUCCGCAAGACCCAAGUGCAACAGUAUUCUCCAUCUGUUCGGCGAGUGGCUUUUCGAUGCUGCCCACAUUGGAACUGAAGCUUGGAUUCAGAAUUGCAAGAAACAAGCUUCUGAGGCUUCUAGGAGGCCUUCUUCCAUGAUCAUGGACAAUCGCAAGGGGAGUUUAUCCCUUUCUCAGCCUUCGUCUCUCAAUGAGAAUAUUGAAAUGCCCCCGGGUCUUACGAUUGAUAAAUUUGAGUCUGGCAGAGCUGAAGCUGUUGGGGCUCUUUGUAGGAUUUUCUGUGCUAAGAAAACUGGCGAGGAAAUUCUGCCAGUGUACUUGGCUAGAUUCUACGUGGCUCUACAGCAGGGUCUGAGGAUUCCCGAGACGAAGGAAUGUGAAGAGACUCUUGCCAGUAUUCUCUACAAUUCCUCAGAUCUCUUCAGAUUGGAUUUAGAUGGAAUUCAAGUGCUCUUGCCUUCAUUCAUUGCUGCUCUUGAAUUGGUUUUGCCUGAGAAAGAGCUCAAAAUGAAGUCUCAAACUGUUGUUAUCAAUCGUAUUGAACUUAGGAGGGCUUCAAUUCAUAUUCUCAUCUCCAUUCUUGCACUACCACUGCAUUUCCAGACACUUCCCAUUCGGGACAUUACCGGAGGACCAAUGGACAAAAUGAUCACUUUCGCACAACUGAAGCCUCGGUUGAUCAAUAUUCUGAUGAAUGCUCUUCAAGUGGAGACUGACGCUCAAAACACUCACAUGCUACUCGGAGGAUUGUUACUUAGUGUCCAGGAUUCGGUGACAUUUGAAGAGACUGAACAUACCGGGGAAAUGGUUCAGAUGUCACCACCAGUCAGUGACAUGAAUCUCCUCAGUUCAGCUUGUUCCGAAAAAAGUGCUUGUUCAAUUGCUAGCGCUAGUUCGAGUUUGGGUGGAAACAGUACAGCUACAAUGGGUAAUGAGUUUCCCAGUUUGAGCAUUUCUGACGAUUUUCCGGCCGAAUUUCUGCAAGAUCUCGAAAUGCCGUCUGUCUAUGAUAGCGCUCAUGCACUUUUUGUAAGAGCUACUUAUUUGGUUUGUCAUCGAUUGAUAUCUUCCUGGAAAACGGAUUUGAAUGUCUCUCUGGCGGCUCUGGAACUUCUUUCCGGGCUCGCAAGGAUGCACAUUAAAGAUUCAGCAAGAAAAUUCAGUGAUGCUUUGGAAUGCAAACGUGCUGUCAAGUGGAUAUGUGACUAUAUUUGUUAUCAAUGCUCACGGCCAACACCUUCUCACACAAAAGAUCUCCAUAGUACAAUUGUGGCAGCUUUUCAGUGUAUUUCUGCUUGGUUGAUGCAGCAUCCUUAUCUCCUACAGGACAAAGAUUGUUUGACAACUGUCCUAGAAGUUGUAGAACUUGGGAUUUCUGGCACAAAAAGUGUUGGGAAACCAGGUGAACCUCCUAAAUUGAAGGACGAAAAGGAACUAAAGCCCGUGUCCAUGAGAGUUCGCGAUGCCGCAGAAAGUCUCAUGACAGUAAUUCUUGAGCAAGUUGGCUACUUUCCUAGUGAAUGUGGUGCUCAGUCCCUAUCAUCCCUAUUGGAUGAAGAAACCCUUAUGAAAUACUGCAAUUCCUAUCCGAAUUCAGGAGCUUCCGUAGGGCCUAUGAGUCAUGAAGCUGCAGUCCAAAAGUUUAGGUACUUUGUCACAGAAAACUCUACAAUUUUGGCACUUUUGGAGGAACCUUUGGGAAAUGAUCAGGAUCCACAGCCUACCAUCACUUUGAUAAUUCGAGGACCUUUCGGAAGACAUACUUGGACCAUGCAGUUGAGGCACUUGCCACGAAGCAAAUCUGGAACAAAAUAUCAUCAUGCUCCGAAUCCGGGACGUCCUGUACCUAUGAAUGACACUCCGAUGAGACAGGAAGUUGAGCAGAAGUACUUCCCUGACGGCGUUGACAAGAUUCCACCAUGUGUAGCGGAUUAUUCUAUCCCAACUUUAGAAGAGAUUGUCCAGAAGAUUGGGAAUGAAUCUACUAAGUGUCUCUUUCAGCUGCUGGAGAAUCAGACGGUGUACGAGAAGUUCGCCUGGGCAGAGACAGACAAUUCGGUAGAUAGUUUGGGACAUGCCCAAGAAGCUGUUCCACCAGCUGUUUGUCAUGAAUUUCAAGCUGCCAGACUGUUCCUCUCGCAUUUUGGGUUUUUAUCUCUCGGGGAGAAUGCUAAGAAAGAGUCAGGAAGUCCUCUAUUGAUGGUGCUAGAUGCUAAAAAGUCAGGAUUUACUAGUGAGAUUCAGAGUUUAGAUAGAGUGAGUCCUAGAACAUAUGACACGGUUUAUGUGUUUUAUGUAAAAGCUGGACAGACAACUCCUAUUGAGAUUGUCGAUAAUAUGUCCGGAGAGAAUGUCAAUGGUCUCGAUCCUCAUUUCUUUAGUAUGCUUUUGAGUUUGGGUUGGCGAGUUAAUGUGGAUGAGCAUGCUGGGUGGACAGGAUUCACCAGCUCAAGUUGGCACAUUAAUCAGUGUCAAGGUUCUGAGGCAGAAUUUGCUCCAUUGACUUCCGGAAGUGAAGAAAUGAAUUUCAAUGGAAGCAAGAGAGUUCUCUAUUGGGCAGAUGUCAAUGGGGAAAUUGCCUUUGUGGUGCCAAAUCAUUCGAAUAGAUUUGAUAUGGAAGCCACAGAUGGAGGUUGUCAGUCCAUGCCGACAUCUUCGGGGAUUGAUGGAGGUAAGUUUGUGUACGAGAGGAGUGUCAGUGAGUGUCCUCCUCUCGAGGCAAUUCCCAACAUUACAAAACCCAUGCCGUUGGGGCAGAAACCGAGAACUCUCUCACUUGACAUUGAUAGAAGUCAGCAAAGGGUUGAACCCAUUGCGCCAACACGAAGACGUGCUGGGACUUCUAAAGCUUCUUCAGCUGGUCAGGCGAGUUCUAAGAUCUUUCUGGUCUGGCUGGAGAGCUUUGAGGACCAUUUGACCUUCCCGAUGGAAGAUCUCUUGGCGUAUUGUCGAACUGGAGAGGAAAAUCUCCAGCAGACAGCCACUAAAGCCUCAGACUGCCACAUUAUCUAUCUUCAAGCUCUAUCUUCUGGUCUCCUGAGAGUUAAACUCCAGGGUCCAGCUGGUAGGAUGAACUUUGCCACUCCGUUGGUAGAUGGAAUGGUGGUGAGUCGUAGGGUGGUGGGGAAUCUCGUUAGACAGACGGCUCACAAUAUGGCCAGGAGGAGGCGUUUGGAUAAUGACGGAUAUCAACCUCCUCAUGUUCGGCGGCGUCUGAAGGUCCAAGAAAUUGUACAGAAGUACAAAGUAGAUCUCAGUGAACCCGAACUACUGGCUCAUCUCUUCAAAUUCUAAUUGUUUUUUUGAAGUGAUAGUUGUGAAAAUUAGGAAUAUUCGGAACAAUCAUAUAAAUUUAAGAACUAUUCUUUGGUUCUAUAUUUAAGUUAUUUUAUUGAAUGCACUGGAAGUAUUUUAUUUUUUAAAUUUUUUUCUCUUUUAUAUAAAAAUUUUGAAAAAAAAACUGUUAAGCAAAAAUCGAAAAAAAAUUCACCUGAACAAACUGCAUUUUUAAAACGUUUCAUCUAUUCGUUUUUCAUUAUUUAUUGUUUACAUUGUGACAUUUGGAACUCGAAUAGAUUAUGAAAAUGUAUUGACUUUUCGAUCAAGUAAUUUUCGAUAAUUGAUCCUCAGUAAAGUUUCCAGUAUUGAAUAACGUUAUUUCUUUUCGCAAAAAUAUAUUAAAUAUAUUAUGAUAAGUUAUCGGUCUUAUAGAAUAUUGCAGGCGGUAGAUGGAAUGAUAGACCUUUAUUGACUUUUAAUCUCAAAACGCUGUAGAAAAUUAAUGAGAUAGAGUCAAGACAGGUUUGUGAAUUAAAAAUAUUGGUUAGUACUUCCGCUUUCUAUUAAUGCACUAUCGGUAUAAUGCAAGGUUGUGCAAAAAACGUUUGAAACCGAAUAAACGUCGAAAUAAGUUUGUUAAGGUAACGUUUUGAUCAUUGUCGUACAAGUUUCAUUUGACGUUUGUUCGAUUUCAAACGAUUCUUGCACACCUUUGGUAAAAUGACUAACAGAUGUAUAACAAUUCAAAAAAUAAAUACGAAAAUUCAAUUUUUUGAAGUUUAUAAAGUUUAAUAAAAUUAGACAUUUACUGUAAACUGUAAAAUUGAUUUAUUUAUUUAAAAUUAAAAGUGAGAAUUCUUCAAAA